Messenger RNA from Columba livia (rock pigeon), 1711 nucleotides. Its product is annotated as pancreatic alpha-amylase. Gene Ontology annotation, molecular function: cation binding; alpha-amylase activity. The coding region runs from base 49 to 1587 and encodes 512 amino acids. Gene Ontology annotation, biological process: carbohydrate metabolic process. The record is from RefSeq and is a predicted model, not a curated record. Lineage: Eukaryota; Metazoa; Chordata; Aves; Columbiformes; Columbidae. The transcript is spliced from 10 exons.
GAGUAUAAAUUGGCAGUGGAGAGACCACAGCUUUAUACUGAAGGCACCAUGCAAGUCCUUCUGCUGCUCGCAGCUGUGGGGGUGUGCUGGGGUCAGUACAACCCCAACGUUCAGGCCGGGACGACAUCUAUCGUACAUCUCUUUGAAUGGCGCUGGGCCGACAUUGCUCUUGAGUGUGAACGCUAUUUAGCUCCUUAUGGAUUUGGAGGAGUUCAGGUUUCUCCUCCAAAUGAAAAUAUUGUCAUUACUAGCCCUUACAGACCCUGGUGGGAAAGAUACCAGCCCAUCAGCUACAAGAUCUGUACCCGAUCGGGAAACGAAGAUGAAUUCAGGGACAUGGUGAGCAGAUGCAACAACGUUGGGGUUCGUAUUUAUGUGGAUGCUGUUGUCAACCACAUGUGUGGGUCUGCAGGUGGCUCAGGCACCCAUUCCACCUGUGGGAGCUAUUUUAAUGCUGGGAGUGAAGAUUUUCCAGCUGUGCCGUACUCAGGCUGGGAUUUCAAUGAUGGCAAAUGUCACACUGGAAAUGGAGAAAUUCAGAAUUACGGUGAUAUAUAUCAGGUUCGGGACUGUCGCUUGUCUGGCCUUCUUGAUCUGGCCCUGGAGAAGGACUAUGUGCGCACAAAAAUUGCCGAUUACAUGAACCAUCUCAUCGAUAUUGGUGUAGCAGGCUUCCGAAUUGAUGCUGCCAAGCAUAUGUGGCCUGGGGACAUAAAAGCAUUUCUGGACAAGCUGAACAAUCUAAAUACUAGAUGGUUUUCUGAAGGAACGAGACCUUUCAUUUUCCAGGAGGUAAUUGACUUGGGCGGAGAGCCGAUCACAAGCAGUGAGUACUUUGGAAAUGGCCGAGUGACAGAGUUCAAAUACGGUGCAAAACUGGGGACAGUGAUCCGCAAGUGGAACGGAGAAAAGCUGUCCUACUUAAAGAACUGGGGAGAAGGCUGGGGCUUUGUGCCUUCUGACAGAGCCCUGGUCUUUGUGGAUAAUCACGACAACCAGCGUGGGCACGGCGCCGGCGGAGCUUCCAUUCUAACCUUCUGGGAUGCCAGGCUUUAUAAAAUGGCAGUUGGUUUCAUGCUUGCUCAUCCAUAUGGGUUCACCCGUGUGAUGUCAAGUUAUCGCUGGUCAAGAUCUUUUGUAAAUGGACAGGACGUCAAUGACUGGAUUGGACCCCCAAGCUACUCAGAUGGAACCACGAAGCCUGUUACGAUCAAUGCAGACACUACCUGUGGCAACGACUGGGUUUGUGAACAUCGCUGGCGUCAAAUAAGGAACAUGGUUGUCUUCCGUAAUGUGGUGGACGGUCAGCCUUUCUCCAACUGGUGGGACAACGGCAGCAAUCAAGUAGCUUUUGGCCGUGGUAGUAAAGGCUUCAUCGUUUUCAACAAUGAUGACUGGCAUCUGAACACCGAUUUGCAAACUGGCCUGCCUGCUGGUACCUACUGUGAUGUUAUUUCUGGAGACAAAGAGGGCAACAGAUGUACUGGAACACAGGUGUACGUUUCUGGUGAUGGGAUGGCUAAUUUCCAGAUUAGCAACAGUGCUGAAGAUCCAUUCAUUGCAAUUCACGUUGGUGCCAAGUUAUAACUCAGGAGAAAUGUCCUUCUCCGUUUGGUCUGUGCAUUUCUGUUUCCCCCAUAUGUGAUUUCCUGGUAUUUGAGCAUAAGUGAUUCUCUGUAUUGACUUAAUAAUAAAUGGUAAUCAAAUUGAA